AUGUCUCAGAGAAAUAGAGGUCAGCGGACAGCCAACCGCAAUAAUGAGGUUGGCGAGGAGUAUGGCCUUUGGCGUAACGUGGAGGGGUCAUUAAACUCCAUUGUGGGAGCCAUCAAUGAGAGUAGCCAAAACGUGGACGACAUUGUAACACAAGAUAAGCUCAUGGCGGAAAAAAGAAACGCUGGCGACUUUGACAAGCGCGAUGCCAACGGUACACGUCCGGAGCUGCAGGCUGAUCUCAGCAACAUUGACAGUCUUCUUAGAUCGGGCGUCAAGAUCAACGAGAAGACAGCUGCGCAGAUCAAACAGGCCAUUGAGAACCUCAAACUCUUGAGUGCCAUUCAAAAAGCCAAGGAGGACCAGGAACCAUCCUUCUCACGCUCUGCCACCCAGCGGGCCAAGGAGUCUGCUGCCGCCUCAUCCUCGGUAUAUGACUUUGAUGGUUCUGGUGACUCGUCAGUACCGUCACCUAAUCCUAGUGUUGCUCGUCGGAUGGGAGGGAGCAAUGCCAGCAAGGGCGAUCGAGGUUCAGUGCCACCUAGUGUGGACCGUUCGACGCCAGUAGCAAAAGCGGGCAGCGUUGAGCCGCAAAACUCUGCUGCCAACAAUGCCCGAUCCAAGGUCACCUUUGCUAAACAGGAGGAGGUUGCCUUUAAACCCAAGCCUCAGAACAAUGAGCCCUCAUCAGACUGGAUCCUUGGCCGUGUACAGGAUGUUCGCGGUGAGGGCAAAUCACGCCGAUACAAGGUACUUGACGUUGACAUGGAUGAGUCUGGCAAGCAAAAGGAGUUCCGCAGCAGUGCCAGUAGCAUGAUUGGCAUACCAAAGGAGGGCGUUUCACUGCCUCCGCUUGACUCGGGAAAGGUUGUUCUCGCAUUGUAUCCUCAAACGACUACAUUCUACAAGGCCACGGUCAUUGGAAUGGAUCCUGAUGGUCAAGUCAGCUUGAAAUUUGACGGCGAGGAGAAGGACAGUGUUAGGCAACAUGUCGCGCGACGGUUCGUUGUUGAAUACCGACCUUAA
Molecule: messenger RNA, 1023 nt
Organism: Pestalotiopsis fici W106-1
Lineage: Eukaryota; Fungi; Ascomycota; Sordariomycetes; Amphisphaeriales; Sporocadaceae
Exons: 2
Coding region: 1-1023 (340 amino acids)
Cellular component (GO): SAGA complex
Source: RefSeq, a predicted model, not a curated record